AUGGGUCUCAGAGUGCAGUGGAUAAAGGAAACCACUACCCUUCUGGACGUAACUGACAAACCUCCUGACUUGCAUGUGAAGCCACCCCGGAGCGCCCUUCUGGACGUAGCUGAAAAACCUCCUGACUUACAUGUGAAGCCACAGCAGAGCGCCGUUCUGGACGUACCUGACAAACCUCCCUACUUACAUAUGAAGCCACAGCAGAACGCCCUUCUGGACGUACCUGACAAACCUCCUAACUUGCAUGUGAAGCCACAGCAGAGCGCCCUUCUGGAUGUACCUGACAAACCUCCUGACUUGCAUGUGAAGCCACAGCAGAGCACCCUUCUGAAUGUACCUGACAAACCUCCUGACUUGCAUGUGAAGCCACAGCAGACCGCCCUUCUGGACGUACCUGACAAACCUCCCUUCUUACAUGUGAAGCCACAGCAGACCGCCCUUCUGGACGUACCUGACAAACCUCCUGACUUGCAUGUGAAGCCACAGCAGAGCACCCUUCUGAACGUACCUGACAAACCUCCUGACUUGCAUGUGAAGCCACAGCAGACCGCCCUUCUGGACGUACCUGACAAACCUCCCUUCUUACAUGUGAAGCCACAGCAGAGCACCCUUCUGAACGUACCUGACAAACCUCCUGACUUGCAUGUGAAGCCACAGCAGACCGCCCUUCUGGACGUACCUGACAAACCUCCCUUCUUACAUGUGAAGCCACAGCAGAGCACCCUUCUGAACGUACCUGACAAACCACCUGACUUGCAUGUGAAGCCACAGCAGAGCACCCUUCUGAACGUACCUGACAAACCACCUGACUUGCAUGUGAAGCCACAGCAGAGCACCCUUCUGAACGUACCUGACAAACCUCCUGACUUGCAUGUGAAGCCACAGCAGACCGCCCUUCUGGACGUACCUGACAAACCUCCCUUCUUACAUGUGAAGCCACAGCAGAGCACCCUUCUGAACGUACCUGACAAACCUCCUGACUUGCAUGUGAAGCCACAGCAGAGCACCCUUCUGAACGUACCUGACAAACCACCUGACUUGCAUGUGAAGCCACAGCAGAGCACCCUUCUGAACGUACCUGACAAACCUCCUGACUUGCAUGUGAAGCCACAGCAGACCGCCCUUCUGGACGUACCUGACAAACCUCCCUUCUUACAUGUGAAGCCACAGCAGAGCACCCUUCUGAACGUACCUGACAAACCUCCUGACUUGCAUGUGAAGCCACAGCAGACCGCCCUUCUGGACGUACCUAACAAACCUCCCUUCUUACAUGUGAAGCCACAGCAGAGCGCCCUUCUGGACGUACCUGACAAACCUCCUGACUUGCAUGUGAAGCCACAGCAGACCGCCCUUCUGGACGUACCUGACAAACCUCCCUUCUUACAUGUGAAGCCACAGCAGAGCGCCCUUCUGGACGUACCUGACAAACCUCCAGAGUUACAUGUGAAGCCACAGCAGAGCGCCCUUCUGGACGUACCUGACAAACCUCCUGACUUACAUGUAAAGCCACAGCAGAGCACCCUUCUGGACGUACCUGACAAACCUCCUGACUUACAUGUGAAGCCACAGCAGUGCACCCUUCUGGAUGUAGCUGACAAACCUCCCGAGUUACAUGUGAAGCCUCAGCAGAGCGCCUUCUGGAUGUAG
Molecule: messenger RNA, 1647 nt
Organism: Liolophura sinensis
Lineage: Eukaryota; Metazoa; Mollusca; Polyplacophora; Chitonida; Chitonidae
Exons: 2
Coding region: 1-1647 (548 amino acids)
Source: RefSeq, a predicted model, not a curated record